Messenger RNA from Siniperca chuatsi (mandarin fish), 2745 nucleotides. RefSeq lists its product as uncharacterized. The record is from RefSeq and is a predicted model, not a curated record. NCBI's taxonomy places the organism in Eukaryota, Metazoa, Chordata, Actinopteri, Centrarchiformes, Sinipercidae. Gene Ontology annotation, cellular component: cytoplasm; cytosol. Gene Ontology annotation, molecular function: protein-lysine N-methyltransferase activity. The transcript has 8 exons. Gene Ontology annotation, biological process: peptidyl-lysine methylation. The coding region runs from base 418 to 2196 and encodes 592 amino acids.
UUCAUAUUAUAUCUAUUCAAAUUAUAUCCAGUAUGAGAUUACAGACUGUGGAGGCUUCCAGGAAGUACCAGCAGAGAAGUCCAUAAGCAACACUGGUAUCAAAGAUCCGUGACUGUUGGUAUCAUGACAUUCCUGUCGUUCGCUCUCUCCUUUUGGCUCUCUCACCAAGUCAUCUUCGUUAGUGUCGGUGUAUGUGUGUGUUUGUAUCUACGUGUACUCUGCUCCUGUAUCUUGCUUGUGUUUAUUUCUACUGGGCACAGCGCUAAAAAUACCCUCAUGCCCUUGUGACGAUGAUGGGUGUGUCCAACAGGAUGCUGAGUCUCUAUAACCUUGCACUCAGAGGUCUCCAGAUGCAAUCAGAUUGCUCCUGAGAUCUUUCACUGGGAAAUAAAGCAGCAGCAGUACACAGGAUUUUAUAUGGAUACUUUGUCCACACACUUUGUGGAGGAAACCAAUUAUAUGAGAGGCGGAGAGGAAGAGGAGGAGGAAGAGGUGGAGGAAGAUGGGGACGAAGAAGAUAAAGAGGAGAAAAAAGAUGAAUCAGCCGUCCAGAAGCAACAAAGACCAGCCUGGGCGCCGUGUUUCUUCUACAGAGCGGGUAAAGAGGUGUACCAUUAUGUCGGGCAGGAGAUCAUCAUCGAGGAGGCUCUUGACUCCUAUGCAGGCAUGAUAUGGCCGGCGGCUCUGGCUCUCUGUCACUACCUGGAAACUCAUCGCGAACAGUUGAGUCUUGUGGACAAGGCGGUCCUGGAGAUCGGGGCAGGAACUGGCCUCGUGUCUGUUGUAGCAGCGCUCCUCGGUGGCUGGGUGACAGCCACCGACCUUCCAGUGGUCCUGAGCAACCUGAGAUUCAACCUGUGCAGGAACACCAGGGGGCGUUGCAGACACACUCCCCAGGUGGCAGCUCUGUCCUGGGGCUUCGACCUGGAGAGCACCUACCCUACAUCCGUCUACCACUACGACUACGUGCUGGCAGCUGAUGUGGUCUACCAUCACGACUUCCUGGACGAGCUCCUGGUCACCAUGAAGCAUUUCUGCAAACCAGGAACGACUGUGAUCUGGGCCAACAAGGUCAGGUUUGAGUCUGAUCUGACUUUCGUUGAGAACUUUAAAAAGGCUUUUCACACAAGCCUGCUGGCUGAAGAUGGAGAGAUGAAGAUCUUCAUGGCAACGUGUAGAGAAGAAGAGGGAGAAGGUGAUGUGGGGCCGGAAAUCCAAGAUCUGCUGAGAGAGAAGGAGGAAGGAAAGAGGGAGGAGGCUGAGGAUGAGAAGAGCAAAGAGAAGCUUGUGGAGGAAAAACACAAUCACUAUGUCGGUAAAGAAAAAAGGAAAGGAAAAGACAAUGAUAACGAUGUAACAGAGGAACCUCAAAUGUCAGAGCCUGAAAAAGGAGAUGAUAAGGAAGAAAAAAACAAGCAUAAAGAGGAAGAGCUGGAGGAGACAAUAGUCCUCAAAGAUGACGACUAUAAAGAGGAUGAGAAGGAUAAACUAGAUGAUUCAAGUACCACAGCCAGUGAAGAAGACGUUACAGGUCAGGCGCACAUCAGACAAACAGCUGUGCAGCAGGACAGAACACCAGCCUGGGUUCCCAACAUCAGCAGCAGCAUUGGUAAAGAUAUUUACCAUUACGCAGGGCAGGACAUUGUCAUUUAUGAGUCCAUAGACUACUUUGGAGCAGUGAUGUGGCCAGCAGCAUUGGCUCUGUGCUCCUUCCUGGACGACAACAGGGAGAGGGUGAACCUGCAGGGAAAGAAGGUGCUGGAGCUGGGAGCAGGAACGGGACUGGUAACCAUUGUGGCCAGUCUGCUGGGAGCUUCAGUCACAGCUACAGACUUACCUGAGGUGUUGAGUAACCUCCGGGCCAAUGUGACGAGGAACACCAGGGGGCGUUGCAGGCACCCACCCCAGGUGGCAGCUCUGUCCUGGGGCUUCGACCUGGAGAGCACCUACCCUACAUCCGUCUACCACUACGACUACGUGCUGGCAGCUGAUGUGGUCUACCAUCACGACUUCCUGGACAAGCUCCUGGUCACCAUGAAGCAUUUCUGCAAACCAGGAACGACUGUGAUCUGGGCCAACAAGGUCAGGUUUGAGUCUGAUCUGACUUUCACUGAGAACUUUAAAAAGGCUUUUCAUACAAGCCUGCUGGCUGAAGAUGGAGAGAUGAAGAUCUUCAUGGCAACGUGCAGAGAGUGAGAGACAGAACAUAUAUGGAUGAUUACUCAACGACCCUACUGGGUACAGGCCCCCGGGGCCCCCUAAGUCAGAGCGACUGUUAUUAAUUAACUCUUCAGGAAGUCAAAGGGCCCAGUCAAAUGUUUGCUCCUGGUCCUAAUCUGAGUAAUUUAACCAAGUAUGUGUGGGUAGGAAAUAGGAUCCACUUAUCAUAUUUUGUUAAUUUUUACAAUAUAAUACAGCGGCACAGUGUAUAUUUAAGCUACAGUAAGCCUACAUUACAAUUAGUAAGGCAAUUUAAAUUUGUUUGACAGUAGAAUAGCUCAGCUUUAAGAAAAUGUAACCUGCAUCAUAGGUUUCCUUUGAUGGUUUCCUAUAAUAUUUUGUACAUAAAUCUGUAAAAUAUCCAGUUUGGAUCUGUAGUGGCAGGAAGCUGUGGUGAGGAUUUACACAGCCUCUCUUCAUCUCCAGCAAGAACAAAAGUACAAUAUUUCCUUGUGAGAUGUAAUGGAGUAGAAGUAUGAAGUUGCAUAAAAUGGAAAUACUCAAGCAAAGUACCUCAAAUUUGUA